UCCUAAAGCUCUUUUUUUAAAAAAAUUUUAUUGUUAAAAAAAAGUUAUUUUUUUUUAAAAGCUUUUCAAAAUUUAUGUUUGGCCUGACUUUUGCUUUUAAGAGAUAAAUAAGCUGAAAAAAAGUCAGUCCAAAUAAGCACUUAAUGUACCAAUCUUUGAAUGGCGUUGUUACCCACAAUUCUUUCACCAUUUUAUUUUUAGUAAUGAUGAGUUUAGAGAUUUUAGCAAUUAUGGUCUACAUGUAAUUUUCAUAGGAUUUGAAGUGAUCAUGGAAUUGACCUUUUUUGUAAAAUUUUUCACUAUAACAUGGUUGUAUGUUACAGUCUAAUUGAUAUGGUUUUGAAUCCUAAGGUACCUUACCUGAAGCAGCUGUUAUCUAUUCAAUAAAAUGAGUCUUGCCUAUUUUGUCGAUAAAAAUUCUGUAUCAAACCAUAUUCAAUCUGUUUAGGUUUUCAAACUGUUAAACUUGCCAUUCCGUCCUUCAGAAGGCGGGGGUAUGACAAUUUGCAGUCGAAUCCCCAUGAUUUUCAACCCAGAAAAAUGUGGAGAGCAGGGUUAAAACAAUAUGUCGAGAUUUGUCCAUAUUGUGUAAAUAGAAAAUAAAGGAAAAUGCUAUUACAAGCACAUAUAGUGUCUAAUGGUUAUUGCUAGGGAAUGACGUAUUACAAUUUGACAUAAUGAAAAAGGUUUUGCUUUGAAUCAUUAGUUUUUCAAAUAGAACUUUCCCAAAAGUAGUAUGAUUAUUUUGUGACAACAUCUUCUUUCCACUUAACUUUCUUACAUAAUUUUUGAUAAGGUAAUAGUUGUUUUUUAUUUGAAGUUUAUUUUAGUUGCAUGACUUGGAUCUCUCUCUAAUUCAUUCACUUGACUGAAGGAUUUUGUUCCUAUUGUCAUAUUCAGAUAGAGAAUCUGGGACAUUGUUUAUUGUGAUAUAAUUUCUCUUCCUACCUCUUAAUCUUUUCUUUUUUCCAUUGAGAGCCCAAGAAAUCUUUAUUUAGAAAGCACUUUGAUGUUGAUGGAAUCAUCAAGAUCCACUCGAUCAAUUGUUAGUUCUCUUCUUUUUCUUUUUCUUCAUAAUUAGUUUGAUUUGACAAUAAUUACGUGUACUCUAUGAAUUCUUUUAAUAUAUUCUAUUAUUCUAUAAUGCAGAUUCAAUUAUUAUAUUGUACUACUGUAAUGCAAAUAAGAUUAUGUUGAUCCCAUUUAUUGCUUUGUUUAAUUUUUUUUUUUUGUUUCAUUCUUUAUCUUCACACUGAUUUCCAAAGCUGUUUACAUCACAUAUGUUUCCAUGUCCUGGUAAACUAAGAUCCUCUUCAUGCUCAUCUACUGGCUUUGUGUCUUUAACCAGCACAAUAGGUGACAUGUUGGCCAAAGUUUUGAACUGUAGCUUUCUUGAUGCUGAUGAUUUCCAUCCACUAUUGAAUAAAGAAAAGAUGCGCCAAGGUAUUCCCCUCUCAGAGGAGGAUCGGAUUCCAUGGCUGGAAAUGCUAAGGGAUGUUCUAAAAGAGAACUUAGUACUUGGAAAAACUGUGGUACUUGGGUGUUCUUCUCUGCAGAAAUAUUACAGAGAAAUUCUAAGAUGUGCUGAUGCUGCUUAUGAACAUGGCAGCUAUGCCAGUAAGGUGCAGUUUGUUCUGUUGGAUGCUCAGGCUGAGGUGCUUGCUGGUCGGCUCAAGAAGAGAGCUGCAGAAGGGAAUCAUUUCAUGCCAGUCACGCUUCUGCAAUCUCAACUAGACUUACUUCACAUAGAUGAUGCUGAAGGGAUAUUCAAGGUUGAUGCUACUUUAAGCCCUCAAGUCAUUGUAAGCACAAUACAAGCAUUGUUGGUCUCUAAACAAGCCAUAGAUUAACAGUCCUUUUAGGAACUCUUAAGGAGUUCUUCAUAUCUUGACCUGAUGCGUAAUUGUGCAUUUAUGUGAAUGUUUAAUCGAUUAAGAUUGUACCAUUAAUUGAUUAAAAAGCAAGGAAAAACUUUGUUAAA
Messenger RNA from Theobroma umbraticum, 1981 nucleotides. Its product is annotated as P-loop containing nucleoside triphosphate hydrolases superfamily protein. Gene Ontology annotation, cellular component: cytoplasm. Gene Ontology annotation, molecular function: gluconokinase activity. Lineage: Eukaryota; Viridiplantae; Streptophyta; Magnoliopsida; Malvales; Malvaceae. The record is from RefSeq and is a predicted model, not a curated record.